This is a messenger RNA of Ostertagia ostertagi, 1083 nucleotides long. The record is from the annotation of a GenBank genome assembly. Lineage: Eukaryota; Metazoa; Nematoda; Chromadorea; Rhabditida; Trichostrongylidae.
AUGAUGCGUGUGAUAGAAGACGAUAAAACUGUUUACGGGCCAAGUUUAAACCAAUUUCCACAAGAGCUCAAUGUUGGUCAUCUCUCUGCCGGUACUCUAUGGACGCUGUACAAAAUGGAUUUGAAAAUGGCACUUGAAGGUGCGUUUUGUUAUUCUAAGCCUGAGAAAAUGCCCAUGUUCGACUUCCUUGACUACAUGAUGCGUGUGAUAGAAGACGAUAAAACUGUUUACGGGCCAAGUUUAAACCAAUUUCCACAAGAGCUCAAUGUUGGUCAUCUCUCUGCCGGUACUCUAUGGACGCUGUACAAAAUGGAUUUGAAAAUGGCACUUGAAGGUGGUUUUAUUCCAUUCGUCAUGGAUUGGCUGAACGAGAACGAUGAACAUUCGAUGGACAUUCUGCGAAAUGCUUACAAUAGCUCGCCUUCAGGGACAAAGCCUGACAACUUCCCUCAAACAUCUGAUCAUACCCGCUUCUCCAACAGCGUUGUUGACGUGUUCACUCAAUUGAACGAGGCAUUGAAGCUGCUCAAGCAGAUGGACUGCCCCAACCCGGUCGUUUAUGCUGAUAUGAUGAAACGAUUCAGUAAGACUUUGAAUAAGAGCAGCAUGAGCCUGAAUUGUUCUGUGAUUACUCUUCUCUUUCGACUUGAAUGGUAUUUCGUAAAGUCAAAGUCGCAGUUCGCCGAGGUCCAACUUGAGAAAAUCUACGAAACAAUGGGUGGUCAGGAAUUGGAUCCUACAUGUAGUCAAGUUCUUACAAAUCUUCAAAAGAAGCUCAACAGCGUAUUGGACAAGCUGUCUGGCCAGUUUGUGGCAACGCUUGAACCAAUGAUCCAUGAACAAACGAACAAGCUUGGCGUGCUGCUUUCGAAGAUCAAAGGACCUCAACUUCAGAAGACCCAAGUGGCAGCGGAGGUGGAUGCGGUAUUGGAGCCUUUGAUGGACCUUCUUGAAGGAUCACUGCAACGGUACUUCCAGCAAUGUGAGAAGACUGUCCUCAAGUACAUCUUGAAGGAACUAUGGAGGAUAACAAUUGUCAGCAUGGAAAAAUUGGUGGUGCUUCCUCCUCUCGCAGACAAAACG